Amblyraja radiata (thorny skate) is the source of this 558-nucleotide messenger RNA. RefSeq names its product LSM5 homolog, U6 small nuclear RNA and mRNA degradation associated (gene lsm5). Gene Ontology annotation, biological process: mRNA splicing, via spliceosome. Gene Ontology annotation, molecular function: RNA binding. The coding region runs from base 77 to 349 and encodes 90 amino acids. Lineage: Eukaryota; Metazoa; Chordata; Chondrichthyes; Rajiformes; Rajidae. The transcript has 5 exons. Gene Ontology annotation, cellular component: U6 snRNP; Lsm1-7-Pat1 complex; U4/U6 x U5 tri-snRNP complex. The record is from RefSeq and is a predicted model, not a curated record.
GCGCGUGUAUGCGGGGCGUGGCUGAUGGGGCGAUGACGUCGGCGUCGGUUGGGCGGCCGCGCCUCGCGGAGGGAAGAUGGCGCUGAACUCGACCAACCCGUCGCAGCUGCUGCCGCUCGAACUGGUGGACAAAUGCAUCGGCUCACGUAUUCACAUUGUCAUGAAAAAUGACAAAGAAAUUGUAGGAACACUGCUAGGUUUUGAUGAUUUUGUCAACAUGGUACUUGAAGAUGUCACAGAAUUUGAGAUCACACCAGAAGGAAGAAGAAUCACAAAACUGGACCAAAUCUUAUUGAAUGGAAACAACAUAACUAUGCUUAUACCUGGUGGUGAAGGCCCUGAAGUAUGAAUGGAUCCUUCUGACUUUCAGCUGUGAAGUUUUGAAUUUUUAGUUUUGAGUUUUUGUGUUUUGACUUUCUAAAAUUUAAUUUCAACAUAAUUUCCAAACAUUUGCUAAUAUUUUGUAUGUUGAGCAAAGAGUGGACUGUCUCAGAAGAGGUGAAUCAUGACUAAGUAUAUAUAAGUUUUUUAAAUAAAAAUAAAAUGUUCUAUAAGUUA